Messenger RNA from Magnolia sinica, 843 nucleotides. Its product is annotated as SWR1 complex subunit 6. The coding region runs from base 140 to 658 and encodes 172 amino acids. Gene Ontology annotation, cellular component: Swr1 complex. The transcript is spliced from 4 exons. Gene Ontology annotation, biological process: chromatin remodeling. Gene Ontology annotation, molecular function: nucleosome binding. The record is from RefSeq and is a predicted model, not a curated record. Lineage: Eukaryota; Viridiplantae; Streptophyta; Magnoliopsida; Magnoliales; Magnoliaceae.
UACAGUCAAUUCGCAUCCUUCUCUCUCACUCCUUUUCCUUCUCCCUCUUCCUCUCUCUCGCUCUCCGGCAGAGUAACCUGAAAAUCUCUCGUAUCAAACUCUAAUCCGAAUUUUAAUCUCCUCGACUUUUUUCGGAGCCAUGGAUGAUGAAAUCACCGGAAGUUUCCGCCGAACGUCGAGUCGGAAUCGGAAGGUCGCUUCGAAGAUGGUCGCUGCCCUCGCCAGCAGCGAUAAUCGCUCACAGGCAGCAAUUGCUCGUCUCGAGGCUUUGGAGAAUGACAAUGCUGGAGCGGAAAUGGUAGAGAUAAAUGAUGACAGCGAUGCUUCACUUGAUGAUGAUGAAGGGUACAUGCAGAAAAAACAGUCCAAGAAUACAAAGCGGAAAACCAGGCAGGCAAAAGCACUUGAGAACGCAAGGAAGGCCCCAAGAACGUUCAUGGAGCUGUUACAAGAAGCAAAUCUCGAAGCCUUGCCUCCACACGUGCCAUCCUAUCUGAGGGCUGCUGUGGGCCCCCCAAGCUCAACAUCACGUCGCCAUUUCUGCACUGUCUGCGGGUUCACUGCCAACUACACAUGUGUGAGGUGUGGGAUGCGGUUCUGCUCGUGCCGUUGCCAGGUCAUACACACAGACACUCGAUGUUUGAAAUUUGUCGCAUGACCUGGUGCUUCCGUCAUGGUUUGUAGUAUAACAAUGCUCAACCCUGAGUAUCUACUGUUCGCUUGGGUUUUCCGGUUUGUACAGUUGCAGCAUCAUCCAGUGCUCCAAACCACCGAUAUCAUGGGCCCACUGUCGAUUCCCUGACCCCAGAUUGGAAGAUUCCAGAACUGAAUGUUUGGCCUUUC